Rhinolophus ferrumequinum (greater horseshoe bat) is the source of this 4295-nucleotide messenger RNA. It is a transcript of the gene CHDH, whose product is annotated as choline dehydrogenase. The coding region runs from base 349 to 2133 and encodes 594 amino acids. NCBI's taxonomy places the organism in Eukaryota, Metazoa, Chordata, Mammalia, Chiroptera, Rhinolophidae. The record is from RefSeq and is a predicted model, not a curated record. Gene Ontology annotation, molecular function: choline dehydrogenase activity; flavin adenine dinucleotide binding. The transcript is spliced from 10 exons. Gene Ontology annotation, cellular component: mitochondrial inner membrane.
CCGCGGAGAGCGCGCGGAGCGCGGGCGCCGCCAGUUAAAGUGCAACGGGGCAGGGGCCGGGCUGCCGCCGCCGCCCCCGCCCGUUCCGCCGGUUCCUUGCUACUCCCGCUCUGUCUGUCCUGCAGCCGACUGUCCCGGCACGCGGCCCCAGCUGCCGAGGACAAUUGAAAAUAGUGAGUAGGCUGACACUGGCCGCAGACUACUCCAAAUCCUGUCACAUCGGGGGUAAGGUCCCCAGGGCAGGACCAUGCCAGCCAGGCCUGCCCCACACAGCCCUAGGCCAACAACUCGGAGAAGUAAAUCAUCACAUGUCCUCUCCGUGAAUGUGAGACGACUUGGGCUGGAAGUAUGUGGUGCAUCCUGCGAGGCUGGAGUCGAAGGCACGUGAGCCCAUGGGGAGUCCUGGGGCAGGAGUGGCCCCCCGGCAUGCGUGCUCUGGCCAGCGCGGCCUCCAGGAGUGGGGACGAGUACACUCAUGUGGUGGUGGGUGCAGGCUCCGCGGGCUGUGUGCUGGCCAGACGGCUCACGGAGGACACUGAUACACGUGUGCUGCUGCUGGAGGCCGGGCCGAAGGACACGUAUGCAGGGAGCAAGAGGCUCCUGUGGAAGAUCCACAUGCCCGCGGCCCUUGUAGCCAACCUGUGCGACGACAGGUACAACUGGUACUACCACACGGAGCCGCAGGCAGGCCUGGACGGCCGUGUGCUGUACUGGCCGCGUGGCCGGGUGUGGGGAGGUUCCUCGUCCCUCAAUGCCAUGGUCUACAUCCGCGGGCACGCCGAGGACUACAACCGCUGGCAGCGAGAAGGCGCCACAGGCUGGGAUUACGAGCACUGCCUGCCCUACUUCCGCAAGGCGCAGCGCCACGAGCUGGGCGCCAGCAGGUACCGAGGCGGCGAAGGCCCGCUGCAUGUGUCGCGGGGCAAGACCAACCACCCGCUGCACCAGGCCUUCCUGGAGGCAGCACAGCAGGCCGGCUAUCCCCUCACCGAGGACAUGAACGGCUACCAGCAAGAAGGCUUCGGCCUGAUGGACAUGACCAUCCACGAAGGCAAGCGCUGGAGCACGGCCUGUGCAUACCUGCACCCAGCACUGAACCGCUCCAACCUCAGGGCCGAGGCCCGGACAUUCGUGAGCAGGGUGCUGUUUGAAGGCACCCGUGCAGUGGGCGUGGAGUACGUCAAGAAUGGCCAGAGCCACAGGGCUUAUGCCAGCAAGGAGGUGAUUCUGAGUGGAGGUGCCAUCAACUCUCCGCAGCUGCUCAUGCUGUCAGGUGUCGGCAAUGCAGAUGACCUCAAAAAGUUAGGCAUCCCGCUGGUGUGCCACCUCCCAGGAGUUGGCCAGAACCUGCAAGACCACCUAGAGAUAUACAUUCAACAGGCGUGCACCCGCCCCAUCACCCUCCAUUCAGCACAGAAGCCCUUGAGGAAGGUCCUGAUUGGUCUGGAGUGGCUCUGGAAGUUUACAGGGGAUGGAGCCACAGCCCAUCUGGAAACAGGUGGCUUCAUCCGGAGCCAGCCUGGGGUCCCCCACCCAGACAUCCAGUUCCACUUCCUGCCCUCCCAAGUGAUCGACCACGGCCGGGUCCCCACCCAGCAGGAGGCUUACCAGGUGCAUGUGGGGACCAUGCGGGGCACGAGUGUGGGCUGGCUCAAACUGAGGAGUGCCAACCCCCGGGACCACCCUGUGAUCCAACCGAACUACUUGUCAACAGAAACCGAUAUCGAUGACUUCCGUCGGUGUGUGAAGCUGACCAGAGAAAUUUUUGCACAGGAAGCCCUGGCUCCUUUCCGGGGGAAGGAGCUCCAGCCAGGAAGCCACGUCCAGUCAGACAGAGAGAUAGAGGCCUUUGUGCGGGCGAAAGCGGACAGUGCCUACCACCCCUCGUGCACCUGUAAGAUGGGCCAGCCCUCUGAUCCCACUGCCGUGGUGGAUCCGCAGACCAGGGUGAUUGGGGUGGAAAACCUCAGGGUGGUCGACGCCUCCAUCAUGCCCAGUGUGGUCAGCGGCAAUCUGAAUGCCCCCACAAUCAUGAUGGCAGAGAAAGCAGCCGACAUCAUUAAGGGGCAGCCCCCACUCUGGGACAAGGAUGUCCCUGUGUACAAGCCCAGGACCCUGGCCACCCAGCGUUGAGGCAGUCGCUGCCUGAGAAGCCCCUGGACGAGCCAAGAGGGCCAGCACAGCCCUUUUCUGAAACUGUCUAGACUGUUAGGAUUCAAUGGCAAAGAAGUGGAUAAUUUACGAAAUGAGACCAGUACUGGUCAGUGAAGCAGGCUCCCUGUUCCCAGCGUUUUCCUGUGGGCCCACUGGGGAAGGUCAGAUUUCCGGCUGGGCCCCUCCUCUCCGCCUCGUGCAGAUGGGUAACUAUCAUCCUUGUCUUGUAUUCCAUGCUGCUCUCCAACCCAGGGUCCCGCUGCCUCCCUCCAUCCUGGCUGGACUUGAGAAAAGUGGUUCUCUCCCAGGCCUCCCUCUGAAGACAUGCCCCUCAAAGAGGGUGCUGUGCAGAGACUGGGUGUCAAUCAGACCUCCACUGCCUUGUCCAAGGGGGCACUCUCCACCUCAAGCUGUAACUGAGGCCAGGAGUCACUCGAUAGGGAGCAAGGGAGCUCACCCGGAGUGCAUGCAUAAGCCUCCAGCAUCCCUGGUCAGCCAGGAGAACUGCCUGCUGGAGGAAGCGCAGGCUUCCCCUUUUUCUUUUUCUUCUGCUUCCCGAUUUCACUCUUGGAGUGAGGCAGGAACCACUGUUCAGUUGGGUCACUGAGGGUCUUGCAGCCCACCUGUCUAAUGCUCUAGUUCUUACUAAACACAGCCCGACAAGAGGAUUUGUAGACCUUGUUCAGGGAGACAAGAGUCCGGAGAGACUCUUCACUAGCAGAGGUUUCACAAUUAAACAUUUUAAAAGGUUGUCCUAUUACUGGGAAACCUAGAACCCAGAGCAAACCCCACAUACCAGACCACUGCUCCAUGUCAAAGCAGCGAGCCCCAGAGGAUGCUUUCCCCUCAGCCUGGGAAAAUGACUCAGCACUGGACAAAGCCAGCUAAUUCUUAUUCUCCAGAUGUCCAUGGGAACAGACCAGAAUGGAGCCGAGACUGACGGAAAAAGUAGUCAAGUAAAUCUAUGCUCCCUGAUCCUGUAAAAAUGCAAUUGAGAGAAAAAUAAAUUGUCAAAGAUUUGAGUUUGGGAGAAAAAAGACAGACACAAGUAGCAUUUAAAACAGUUCUUUGAUCUUUAAACUUCUUACAAUUCAAAAAUGUAACCCAGUAAUUUAUUUUUUACUGAGAUGCUUAUUCAGACGGUUCUUACAAGGUAAAGAAAACUAAAUGCAUUCUGGAUUGAUUUUUCUGAAGCUAUUCAAAGCCACCGUCGGUGGCAUGGCAGAAAAGAAUUGCUAUAUGGAAACCUGCCAUGCUGGGCCCAGAAUACAGAAGGGAGAGAAAUGGGGCAUUCCAAGCUCCUCCCAGGACCAGACUGGACUGAGGGGGCUUGGAAUCCUGGCAGCCACAACUUGCGUUUCUGAGAAAGACCUUCCAGAAAGGUGGAAAGAAGAGAACCAUCAUACCUCUUCUUUAAAAAUUUUAAGCAGCUCCUGUUUAAAUCUUACCUGUAUCCUGCUUUACUUUGUUCCAAGGGAGGCUCGAGAAAGAAAAUUCUAAAUCUGCCCAAAGAUUUCUUUCUCCUAUGGUAGAGAGGUUUGCCACCUGCCCCACAGCCUUGGUCCAUAGCCGUCAUCCUGUGGGUCUUGGAGCCACCUGCAGGGGCGAAGGAACAGCACAGGAGUGCAAGUACCAGCCAUCGCUCUGAGGGCCAACGAGUGACAACUUAGGUGUGGAGGGGGAUCUCAGGCGACUGUGACUGUACCGACCUUCUUGGUAUGGAUAUGGCAGGUGACACAGCCAUUUAGUCCUGCCAUCUCUGCAUUCUGUGGUGUCGUCGGCCUCCGAGACAAUGGCUGAUUUGCUACUGGGGCUGUACUGUAAGUUAAGGAAAAUAACGUGUCCCUGUACAGCUUCAUUAUAUCCGGGUGCCUUUCUCACUCUUGCUUAUGCGUCUUUGUUUCUGUGAUCACACGCAGAAAUAAGUUUCAAAGGGGAUGACCAUGAGGGUCCUAUACCCAGGACUCACAGAAGUCCAAGUGGAAAACUGUGCUGUUGGGGUUCAGACACAGGCCAGAAUACUCUGCCUUGAGGGGGUUCCUCACUCGAGCCCGCCAGCUGGAGUGUUGUCACUGUCUGGGCAGAGUGCAGCAGUGGCCCAUGUCACAACAAUGGGACUGUGUGAACAUUCCACUGCCAUG